Messenger RNA from Nothoprocta perdicaria, 2001 nucleotides. It is a transcript of the gene CEP41, whose product is annotated as centrosomal protein 41. NCBI's taxonomy places the organism in Eukaryota, Metazoa, Chordata, Aves, Tinamiformes, Tinamidae. The record is from RefSeq and is a predicted model, not a curated record. The coding region runs from base 14 to 1138 and encodes 374 amino acids. Gene Ontology annotation, cellular component: ciliary basal body. The transcript has 11 exons. Gene Ontology annotation, biological process: protein polyglutamylation; cilium assembly.
CCGCUGUGGGAAGAUGUCGGGGAGAAGAAGCGUCGGCGACCCGGAGGUUUAUUUAACCAGGAGAAUCCCUCAGAAUCCCAAGUACCAACAUAUCAAAACUCGCCUCGAUACUGGUAAUAGUUUAACAAAAUACACCGAGAAGCUGGAGGAGAUCAAAAGAAAUUACAGGUACAAGAAGGACGAGCUCUUUAAAAGACUGAAGGUGACCACUUUUGCCCAACUGGCCAUCCAGGUUGCUUCUCUAUCUGAUGAAACCUUAGAAGUGACAAACGAGGAGAUCCAGAAGCUGGAAGAUGGGGAUUCUGCUACCUCGGAUGCAGAUGCUGAACUCACAGCAGGGACCAACGGGAAAGGAAGCCCCCGGGAGGCGCUGCUGAAUCCCCUUCUGUUCAUAAACAACUCAGGAGCCGGCGAGUCCUAUCGAUCCACGCUGCAGAGUGUUAUAAGUGGCGUUGGGGAGCUGGACAUAGAAAAGGACACGCUGAAGAAAGCGGAUCCUCAGGCUAAGGACACGCCGUAUCCCGACUGCCCCUUCCUGCUCCUGGACGUACGGGACCGCGAUGCCUACGACCAGUGCCACAUUGUCGGAGCUCAUUCGUACCCUAUCGCAACGCUCUCCAGAACCAUGAAUCCAUAUACCAAUAACAUCCUGGAAUAUAAAAAUGCCCAUGGAAAAAUAAUUAUUUUGUACGACGACGAUGAGAGGCUGGCCAGCCAGGCCGCCACGACCAUGUGCGAGAGGGGCUUUGAGAACUUGUUCAUGUUGUCUGGAGGCCUCAAGGUGCUCGCGCAGAAGAUCCCCGAAGGGCUGGUCACGGGCUCGCUCCCGGCGUCCUGCCAGUCGGCAGCUCCCACUGGAUCAGCCCGAAAAAAGGCCGCCCCCAAAGCGCCGCCCGCACGUGCUGAGAAUAAAUGGAGAUUUACUGCAGAUGAUCUACAAAAGAUGAAGUAUUACCUAGAAGAAGAGCAGAUUCCUUCAGAUACUGCCAGCCGUCUAAGCCGUGGCUCUUCGGGGCGCGAUUCUAAGGCGAGCGCGGCGAGGAGCAACCACAGCCUCCCCGGCGCCACGGGCUCGGCCACGUCGCUCGCCGCCCGCUCGCUCAGCAGCAGCAGCCUCCAGAACAGGCCGUGGAAAUAGGCGGCGGUGUCUCUUUCAGCCGAAUAAACCAGUGUCCAGGUUCUGGGAAGCGUGAGCAGUGCGGCCCUUUUGUCGUUUUAGGAAUCUGCAACGAAAAGCAGCAGCGGCGCAAAAAGUGGCAGCUCGGGUUCGGCUGGGGGAGCUGGACUGGAUGAUGCUUCACAGGAGCUGGAGCGGUUUGGCUCCGAUCAGGGUCACCUGCACGUGCAGUGUCAGGACAGUGUUGGCACAAGUGGUUCCUAGGGGAGGGAGGAAGCUGGGAGUAAAGCCUGGUACCAGUAGGAACAGUUUGUAGUUCAGCCUGAAGGAAUUUGUGUCCGUAACGAAUCUGCCCUUGGCGCUGCGACCGAAACCCUGGACUGUGCUGACGUGCGAGUGCGUGAGAAGGUAAAUGGGCCCAAAAUCAUCCGUGAGCAAAACCCUCCGUGUCUGCUAGCAGCGAUUCCGCACACCGCCAAAAUGAUGGACAGAAGGUUCCAUCGUUUUUUAAAAUACUACAUUUGUAAAAGUAUUUGUACGAGAGGUAUUUGGAGGGGGGGAAAUAAUGCCUGGUGUAGCACUGUAACCUGACGGUGAAUUUUACCUGUGGACGUUUGUGAAAUAGUUCGGUAUUUUUGAAAGUGAUAACUUGGUUUCCCUCUCGGCAUUUUCUGCACUGUUUGACUUACGAUUGUGCUUUUCUGCUUCGUUCCUCGCUAUGAUUAUGGAGAAAACGACUGUGUGGUGGUUCGGUUUCUGAAGGAGAUGAUGCUGUGACACAUCGGACGUGCUGGGGACUGUAGUUGACUUCUCCUAAGGUAGGGCCAGCUGCCGUAGUCCUUUUUGCAGUGUCCUCCACAGUGCCUCGUAGAGGCUUGAGGGUU